CCGCAACUAUUGUCAACGUGGCAUCAAUUUUACAUGAUAAAGCUGAAGAUCGCCAUACUGCCUACGGGUCUGGAUAUGUGUAUGUGAAGAACACUGCCUGAUACCUUUCGGGCCUUGUAACAUUCACCAUCAAGUCUGUGGUUGGUCACUCUCGCCUAUAAGUAAUGAGUAGCUCACAGAUUGAUGAUGGCCUCAUCGCCCAUCUCAAAAUGAUAUAUCGCUCGUAUCGAUACACUUCUAACAUUGACGCCAAAGGGGCAUUCUUUAGCUCAUCUUGUUAUCAGAUCUGCCGUCCAAAUCCCUCCUUUGCCGCCAGCAACAGAGACACCAUCGUCGGAUACCUGCACGAUUACGCCCCAAAACCCACAACAACAGAAGCAAACAAGAUACCCACUCAGAAAGGCUUCUACACGAUCCGACCACUUCGAGACAAUGAGUACGAAUUUGGAACGGACGAGCAGGUUGCCCCAGCUGGAUUUGCUUCAGUGGAAGAGGCCCGGAGCAAGGCUUUGCUGGAAGGUUGGGUUGGCAUGAGAGUUGAUUUGUGGGACGAUUCGGCAGAGGGACAAGUUAAUAAACAAGAGAACAGCCUUCUGGUGAAAGUACAGUAUUGGUGGAGAAAGGAAAAUGAUGUCUGGCUUCAGAUAUUCCACGAUAUUAUGUACAUGGGCCCGCGCGACGGGACAGAAGGAUUGGAUGGCGAGAUCUUGGAGUAAGUCUGGUAGCCACCCGAUGUGAUAAACUUAUUCAUAUCUAGGGAAGCAAGAUGUCUUGCCUUUUUCUUCGGCAACAAUACGAGGUUCUUGUAUACCA
Messenger RNA from Colletotrichum navitas, 813 nucleotides. RefSeq lists its product as uncharacterized. The transcript has a single exon. The record is from RefSeq and is a predicted model, not a curated record. Lineage: Eukaryota; Fungi; Ascomycota; Sordariomycetes; Glomerellales; Glomerellaceae. Bases 165 to 716 code for a protein of 183 amino acids.